AAAAAUAUAUUUUUAGAAUAUUUUUUUUUUUAGAACAAAGUUGAAGUAAAGUUGAAAUUGUACAGAAAUUGGGUUGAAUUCUUAAAGAAAUCUGUAUUGGGUUGAUCAGAAGCUGAUUGGAGUAAAAUGGCUGCUUCAGUUAGCUUAGGGGCGGGAUCACUUGUUUGGGUGCAAGAUCCUGUUGUAGCCUGGAUAGAUGGGGAAGUUUUAGAGGUCAAUGGUGCAGACAUCAAGGUUUCUUGUACUUCUGGGAAAACAGUGGUUGUUAAGUCUUGUAACCUCUACCCUAAAGAUGCUGAAGCUCCACCUAGUGGUGUUGAUGAUAUGACAAAACUUGCUUAUUUGCACGAACCAGGAGUUUUGCACAAUUUAAAGACUAGAUAUGAUAUUAAUGAAAUAUAUACAUAUACGGGGAAUAUACUAAUAGCGGUCAACCCUUUUAGAAGAUUACCUCACUUAUAUGAUAGCCAUAUGAUGGCCCAAUAUAAAGGUGCCGCAUUUGGAGAGCUGAGCCCUCAUCCUUUUGCUGUUGCAGAUGCAGCAUACAGACUUAUGAUCAAUGAAGGAGUAAGUCAAUCAAUAUUGGUAAGCGGGGAGAGUGGGGCUGGUAAAACAGAAAGCACGAAGCAGCUAAUGCGCUAUCUUGCUUACAUGGGAGGCAGAGCUGAAGCUGAGGGUAGAACAGUUGAGCAGCAAGUCCUGGAGUCAAAUCCUGUUCUGGAAGCAUUUGGUAAUGCAAAGACUGUCAGAAACAAUAACUCAAGUCGAUUUGGCAAGUUUGUGGAGAUCCAGUUUGACCAGAGAGGAAGGAUUUCAGGAGCCGCUAUCAGAACAUAUUUACUGGAAAGAUCUCGUGUUUGCCAAGUUUCUGAUCCAGAGAGAAAUUAUCACUGUUUCUACAUGAUUUGUGCUGCACCACCAAAGGAUAUUCAAAGGUACAAGUUGGAUAACCCUCAGUCAUUUCAUUAUCUAAAUCAAUCAAAUUGCUAUCAGCUAGAUGGGGUUGAUGAUUCAAAAGAAUACCUAGCUACUAGAAGGGCAAUGGAUGUUGUAGGAAUAAGUUCGGAAGAGCAGGAUGCAAUAUUUCGAGUAGUGGCUGCAAUUCUCCAUCUUGGAAACAUUGAAUUUACAAAGGGGAAGGAGAUGGACUCCUCAGCUCCCAAAGAUGAAAAAUCUUGGUUUCAUCUGAGAACUGCUGCUGAUCUGUUCAUGUGUGACAUGAAGGCUCUUGAGGAUUCACUUUGCAAACGUGUUAUUGUAACACGUGGUGAAACCAUUACCAAAUGGCUGGAUCCAGAAGCAGCAGCUAUCAGUAGAGAUGCUUUGGCAAAAAUAGUAUACUCAAGAUUGUUUGAUUGGCUGGUAGAUAAGAUUAAUAAUUCAAUUGGUCAAGAUCCAAAUUCGAAAUCUUUGAUUGGUGUGCUGGAUAUAUAUGGAUUUGAGAGUUUCAAGACUAACAGCUUUGAACAAUUCUGUAUCAAUUUGACCAAUGAGAAACUGCAGCAACACUUCAAUCAGCAUGUUUUCAAAAUGGAACAAGAAGAGUAUACAAGAGAAGAAAUUGACUGGAGCUACAUUGAGUUCAUUGAUAAUAAAGAUAUUCUGGAACUAAUAGAAAAGAAACCAGGAGGUAUUAUAGCACUCCUUGAUGAAGCUUGUAUGUUUCCAAGAUCAACUCAUGAAACGUUUGCACAGAAGCUCUAUCAGACUUUCCAAAACCAUAAACGAUUCAGCAAGCCCAAGUUGGCUCGUUCUGACUUCACUAUUUGCCAUUAUGCUGGUGAUGUCACAUAUCAAACAGAAUUGUUUCUGGAUAAAAACAAAGACUACGUUGUUGCUGAACAUCAGGCUCUCCUGAGAGCUUCAAAGUGUUCUUUUGCAUCUAGUUUGUUUCCAAAAUCAGUGGAAGAAUCCUCAAAACAGUCAAAGUUCUCUUCUAUUGGUUCUGGCUUCAAGGCAUGUUGCUUCUGUUUUCUAACGUAUUUUGCUCCUCUUUUCAUCUAUGCAAUUACACAGAGAUAUAUUGAAUCAUCACAUGUUCUUUUAUAUACUUUGCAGCAACAACUGCAGUCUUUGCUUGAAACUCUGAAUGCAACUGAACCCCAUUAUAUUCGAUGUGUGAAGCCAAAUAAUCUGCUAAAGCCCUCUAUCUUCGAGAAUCACAAUGUUCUGCAACAGCUGUGCUGUGGGGGAGUGAUGGAAGCAAUAAGAAUAAGCUGUGCUGGAUAUCCUACUCGGAGACCCUUUUAUGAAUUUUUAGAUCGCUUUGGCAUCCUUUCGCCUGAAGUUUUAAAUGGAAGUACGGACGAGGUCACUGCAUGCACACGCCUUUUAGAGAAAGUCGGCCUUCAAGGAUAUCAGAUUGGUAAAACAAAGGUGUUUCUAAGGGCUGGGCAGAUGGCAGAGCUAGACAGUCGCAGGACAGAGGUGUUAGGGAGAUCGGCGAGCAUCAUUCAGAGGAAAGUUCGUUCUCACAUGGCUCGAAGAAAUUUUACAUUGUUACGUCAGUUGGCAAUAAGGAUACAAUCGAUGUGCAGAGGAGAACUUGCUCGGCGUGUAUAUGAGAGCUUGCGGAGAGAAGCUGCUUGUCUGAAGAUCCAGACAGACAUGCGCAUGCAUCUUGCUAGGAAGGGUUACAAAGAAUUGUGCACUGCUGCCGUUUCAAUUCAGACAGGAAUGCGUGGGAUGGCUGCACUCAAUGAAGUACGAUUCAGGAGGCAGACAAAAGCUGCCAUUAUCAUUCAGAGUCAUUCUCGUGCAUUCUUGGCCCGGUUGAAAUACAAGAAACUCAAGAAAGCUGCUAUUACCACUCAAUGUGCUUGGAGAGCUAGAGUCGCUCGUGGGGAACUACGGAAACUUAAGACGGCUGCAAGGGAGACUGGUGCACUUCAAGCUGCAAAGAAUAAAUUAGAGAAGCAAGUUGAAGAAUUAACUUGGAGACUACAGCUGGAGAAACGCAUGAGGGCUGACGUGGAAGAAGCAAAAACACAAGAAAAUGCAAAACUGCAAUCAGCUUUGCAAGAAGUUCAACUACAGUUCAAGGAAACAAAAGAAAUGUUUGUCAAAGAACGUGAAACUGCAAAAAGGACGGCAGAGGAAGUUCCUAUUAUGCAGGAAGUUCCUGUUGUUGAUCAUGAAAUGAUGAACAAACUUAGUGUUGAAAAUGAGAAACUAAAGUCUUUGGUAAGCUCUCUAGAACAGAAGAUUGAUGAGACAGAAAAAAAGUAUGAAGAGACAAGCAAACUUAGUGAGGAGAGGUUGAGGCAGGUGUUGGAUGCAGAGUCUAUAAUUGUUCAGUUGAAGACUACUAUGCAAAGGUUCCAGGAAAGGAAUUUUGAUUUGGAAUCUGAGAACCAGAUUCUUCAGCAAUCUCUGUUAGCCCCUGCCAAGCAGGUUUCAGAUCAUUCACCUAGUUUGGCUUCCAAGGUGCAGAUAGAAGAAAAUGGCUACCACCUCAAAGAAGAAACUAGAACCAAUGAUCCACCAGGUUCAACACCUGCUAAAAAAGUUGAAACCCCUAAUAGCAAGUCAAGGAAACCUCCUAUUGACCGACAACGUGAAGACAUUGGUGCACUCAUUGACUGUGUGAUGAAGGAUGUCGGAUUCAGUCAAAGCAAGCCUGUUGCAGCUUUUACCAUCUACAAAUGUCUUCUUCACUGGAAAUCUUUUGAAGCAGAAAAGACUAGCGUGUUUGAUCGUUUAGUGCAGAUGAUUGGUUCUGCCAUUGAGAAUCAAGAUAGUGAUGACCACAUGGCAUACUGGCUGUCAAAUACCUCGACAUUGUUAUUGUUAAUCCAAAAAAGCCUGAAGCCAGACAGUGCAGUUGGUGAGACUCCUACCCGUAAACCACAGCCUGCAACAUCCCUGUUUGGGAGAAUGACAAUGGGUUUUCGCUCGUCCUCUUCUGACAUCAAUCUUGCUGGAGUAGUGCACCAGGUUCAAGCAAAAUACCCAGCUCUGCUUUUCAAACAGCAGCUUACAGCAUAUGUUGAGAAAAUGUAUGGAAUUAUUCGUGAUAACUUGAAGAAGGAGUUAGGGUCACUUCUUUCCUUAUGUAUCCAGGCACCAAGGACCUCCAAAGGAAGUGUGCUAAAGUCUGGUCGAUCCUUUGGUAAAGAUUAUUCAAUAAAUCACUGGCGAGGGAUAAUUGAAUGCCUUGAUUCUCUUCUCUGUACUUUGAAAGAAAACUUUAUGCCUCCGAUUCUUGUUCAGAAGAUAUUUAGUCAAGCAUUUUCAUACAUGAAUGUACAGCUCUUUAACAGUUUUCUUCUACGCCGGGAGUGUUGUACAUUCAGUAAUGCAGAAUAUGUUAAAUCUGGCUUGGCUGAGCUAGAGCUGUGGUGCUCCCAAGCAAAGGAAGAGUAUGCUGGCUCAUCCUGGGAUGAACUCAGACAUAUACGACAAGUUGUUGGAUUCUUGGUUAUACAUCAGAAGUACAGAAUUUCGUAUGAUGAUAUCACUAAUGAUUUGUGUCCUGUUCUCAGUGUCCAGCAACUUUACAGAGUUUGUACUCUUUACUGGGAUGACAAAUACAAUACACGAAGUGUCUCCCCAGAUGUCAUAUCUAACAUGAGGGUACUUAUGACAGAGGACUCGAAUGACGCCGAGAGCAACUCUUUUUUGUUAGAUGAUAACCCAAGCAUCCCAUUCUCAAUUGAAGAGGUUUCAAAUUCACUUCAAGUCAAGGAUUUCACAGAUGUAAAACCUGCAACCGAACUUCUUGAGAAUCCAGCCUUCCAAUUUUUACAUGAGUGAGGGCUAGGAACACCAAGAUUUUCUCGCGUUUGCAUGAAAAAUUAUUGUACCAUCCUCGACAGUCAUCCUCGAUUUCUUGUACAUUCAUCUUUUCCUAGUUCAGUUUUUUUUACCAAUAUAUCUUGAUGUAAUAUAAUUUUCUUUUGUGUAUAGUUAUAAUUCAUAGCAAAAGGUGUAGUGUGUAAGCAGUUGAGCUUUGUAUCUCUUUUGGUGGGGG
This is a messenger RNA of Solanum stenotomum, 4972 nucleotides long. RefSeq names its product myosin-6-like. Gene Ontology annotation, cellular component: cytoplasm; actin cytoskeleton; myosin complex. The transcript is spliced from 38 exons. Gene Ontology annotation, molecular function: ATP binding; microfilament motor activity; actin filament binding. The record is from RefSeq and is a predicted model, not a curated record. The coding region runs from base 127 to 4755 and encodes 1542 amino acids. Lineage: Eukaryota; Viridiplantae; Streptophyta; Magnoliopsida; Solanales; Solanaceae. Gene Ontology annotation, biological process: vesicle transport along actin filament; actin filament organization.